UUGGCAGGAGUGACCAGAAUAAAAACACUACCACUGCACAUAGAGGAGGAAAAAAAGCAAAGUGAUCCAGUUUUUUGCCCUAUCUUAAUGACAUCAAGUCCCAUAUCUUUUCUUUUUUUUUCCCACCCCUCUCCCCCCCACUCUGCAGGACUUUGGGCUUGUAGUAAUUAGCUAGAGGAGAAUAAAACCAGCUGAUCUGGAGAGCGGUGGUGCAUUUUGGAGCGAGAUGGCUAACAGAAGCAUUGUGUUGCUGUUCUGUGGACUCCUUCUCGCAGCUGUGAUUCAGCCCUCUCUGCAAGGAGGUGUGUAUGUUCCACCUGGUACUGGGAUCGGACCAGGAGGUGCAAAUGGACCUGGAACUGGAUUCUUUCCAGGGUCUGCUGGAGGAGGUCCUGCAGCAUAUAAAGCAGCUAAAGCUGCAGCAGGAGCUUAUGGCGUAGGAGGAACAGGAGGAGGAGGGGGCCGUGGUUAUGGCCCUGGUGGAGUGCUGCCAGGAGGGCCUGGAGGCUUUGGUGGUGGCGUCCUUGGAGCUGGACAAGGUGGAAAACCCCUGAAACCAGGUUAUGGCAAUUUAGGAAUUGGUGGCCUUGGAGGCGGCGGACUUGGAGGAGGUGGACUGGGACCUGGAGGCUUUGGAGGAGGAGCAGGUGGAGGAUACGUAAAGCCUGGAGCUGGAGCUGGAGGUGUUUAUGGCGGAUAUGGGGGAGGUCCUGGGGGAUUUUUCCCGGGAGCAGGACCGAAGGCUGCCAAAAGAGGUGCAGGAGGACAAGGUUCUCUGCUCCCACAAGGAGGGGUUGGAGGAGGUCCUGGAGGGGCAGGAACUGGAGCUGGGCUGCCCAGAGGAGGAGUUGGGAUUCCUCAGACAGGCCUUCCAGGAGGAGGCAUUGGGGGAGCAGGAAAGAAAGCUUCCAAAGUGCCAGGUGUGGGUGUGCCUGGACUUUACCAAGGAGGUUUGGUGUCAGGACAAGGGUUUGGUGGUCGUGGAGUUCUGCCUGGUGUGGCCACUGGUACCGACUUGAACACGAAAUCAAUUGGAGGAGGACAAGGAGGAGCAGGACCUGGAGGCCGCGGCUAUGGUGGAUCAAUGCAGACAGGAGUCUUCCAUGGAUACCCUCUUAAAUCACCCAAAGUACAAGGUGCCUAUGGAGCCAAAACCGCUGGUGUCAAGACUCCCUUCGGUUAUGGAAGCUUUGGAAAUACUGGCCCGGGACUUCCAGGAGGUAGUGGUGGUCAAUGGUCAAGACCUGGAUAUCCUGUUGGAACUGGUGUGGGGUCUGGGGGCAUCGUAUCUGCACAGGCUCAAGCAGCAGCCAAAUAUGGGUUGGGUGGUACUGGAGGUGUUCCUGGUGUCGGUGGUGUUCCCGGUGUUGGAGGUGUUCCCGGUGUCGGAGGUGUUCCCGGUGUCGGAGGCGUUCCUGGUGUCAUACCUGGAACAGGAGGAGUCUAUGGAGCUGCAGCCAAGGCUGCUAAGUAUGGUGUAGCAGGAGGGUUACCAUUAAGGGGGGAUUUAUCUUCUGCCAUAGCUGCUAAAUAUGGAGGAGCGGGAGGACUGGGAGGAACAGGAGCUCUUGGAGGAGCAGGAGGACUGGGGGUGAAAGGGGCAUUGGGAGGAGCAGGAGGCUUCGGUGGCUUAGGAGGAGCAGGAGGACUGGGAGGAGCUGGAGGCCUUGGUGGCUUGGGAGGAGCAGGAGGACUGGGAGGAGCUGGAGGCCUUGGUGGCUUAGGAGGAGCAGGAGGACUGGGAGGAUAUUCUUCUGCUUCCAAAGCUGCUAAAUACGGAGGAGGAGGAGGACUGGGUGGUGCAACAGGGGUGCUGGGAGGUGGAGGUGGUGGACUUGGAGGAACAGGUCUGGGAGGAGUAGGAGGAGUGGGAGGUGGCGGAUACCCUGCUGCUGUUGCUGCGGCUAAAGCUGCUAAAUAUGGAGGAGGAGGAGGACUGGGUGGUGCAACAGGGGUGCUGGGCGGUGCAGGCGGUGGACUUGGAGGAACAGGUCUGGGAGGAGUGGGAGGUGGCGGAUACCCUGCUGCUGUUGCUGCUGCUAAAGCUGCUAAAUAUGGAGGAGGAGGAGGAGGAGGACUGGGUGGUGCAACAGGGGUGCUGGGAGGUGUAGGCGGUGGACUUGGAGGAACAGGUCUGGGAGGAGUAGGAGGAGUGGGAGGUGGCGGAUACCCUGCUGCUGUUGCUGCGGCUAAAGCUGCUAAAUAUGGAGGCGGAGGAGGUGGAGGAGGGGGACUGGGUGGUGCAACAGGGGUGCUGGGAGGUGCAGGCGGUGGACUUGGAGGAACAGGUCUGGGAGGAGUGGGAGGAGUAGGAGGAGUGGGAGGUGGCGGAUACCCUGCUGCUGCUGCUGCUAAAGCUGCUAAAUAUGGCGGCACAGGGGUCAUCACAGGUGGUGGUGUAGGUGGAGGGAGUGUUCCUGGAGGAGUUCCAUUUUUGCCUGGAUAUGGAUCUUUGGCGGCUGGUGCCAAGCCUCCCAAAUAUGGAGCCAGUGUGGGAGUAGUAGGAGGUGGAGCCGUCCCAGGAAGUGUGCCCCAGAUAGGCCAUGGUGUUUUCUAUGGUGGUUAUGGAGCAGGCACUGAAGUUAAACCACCAAAAUACGGAGUUUCAGGAGGAGCUGGAGGAGGUCCUGGAGGCUCUGGUGGAGUACUGGGAGGGGCUGCUGUUGCAGGGUAUCCAGAUGGUGUGAAACCUCCAAAACUUGGAGCAGACCUUACAGGAGAAGGAUUGCCCGCUCCGGGAGCUACCCCGGUUGUGGCUGUGGACGGUGUUGUGGGUGGUAGACCUGUUGUGGCUCCAGCAGGUACAAGUGUCCCGGGAGCUGGAAUACCAGUAAAAGAUGUUGGUGAUGUCACCCUUCGUCCAGGGCCCACAUCUAUUGCCGCAGAGGUCCCACAGCACAGUACUGAUGGAAUUGUGCGUCCUAGUGGAGGAGUUGGUGUGGCACCUUCUGGUGUUGGUACACCAGGUCAAGUUCAACCUGGUGUUGGAACAGGUGGGAAACCACUGAAACCAGUUGUACCAGGAACAGGUUUAGGCACUGGCGGGUACCCCUAUGGUGGAGGCUACGGAGUCCCUUAUGGUGUCGGACCUGGAGUCGGACCUGGAGUUGGACCUGGAGUCGGGCCUGGAGUCGGACCUGGAGUUGGACCUGGAGUCGGACCUGGAGGUGCUGUGCUGCCUGCUGCAAAGCCUUUGAAGCCACCAGGUGUGGGUGGAGCAGGAGGUGGAGCAGGAAUCCCACUGGCAGCAGGAGUAGGUCCAGGAGGAUACAGUCCAUAUGGUGUUGGUUAUGAACAGGGAGGAUACAGUCCAUAUGGUCUUGGUUAUGGACAGGGUGGCUUGACGUACCCUUCUGGAGUUGCUGGUGCAGGUGCUGGUGCUGGUACUGGAGUUAAACCACCCAAACCAGGUUAUGGCAACCUUGGAACCGGUGUUGGAAUUCAAGGCUACGGCAACAUUGGAGCCGGUGGUGGAAUUCAACCAGGCUUGGCUCCUGGUUAUGGGGGAGGUUACCCGUCACAGUUCUACCCAGGAGGUGGAUUAAUUCCCUACUGUCAUCAGCCAGGUGGAUAUGCACCGGCCCCACUGACUCCACAGCAAGCCAAAGCAGCCAAGUACGGGCCAUUGCAGGGCUUCCUCGGUGGUACAGGAGGAGGACCUUACAGAGGUGGCGCUGCAGGGUGCCAAGGCAAAUACUGUGGGCGGAGGAAGUAGAGGAUCUCUUGGGAUCCAGUGUGACCUCAAGAAACCAUGGUGCUACUGCAUGAUCGAGAAUGUACAUUUUAUAUGCAAGCAAACAAGUCCCCCAUAACAGAACUUGUAAAGAUGUUUUACUUUAUUGACUUCGACGUCUGUUUCUACACAAACCCACCGACCCAGAAUUUUGUACACUUGGUGUAUAGAGCUUUUAUUUUUGUUGUCAUGUUAACCAGCUUUUAAUUGGCAAACCAGUGCCGCUCCAUUUCAAGUGCACAAGCUUGACUUCAAAUGCAAAUUAUGUUUUUUGUGUUGCUUGCUCUUGUAUAUGUGCCUAUAUGUGUGUACUGUGCAUCCUGGCCACAUUGUAAUGUGAAAAACUACCUGAUCCAUUGGCUGUGACUGAGUUCUAUGUCGAAAUUAAAACCUGAAUCCUUCAUGCCGUCACACCCUCUGCAUCACCUUGUGCACAUCAGCGUGAUUGUAUAGGUGGCGCCCCGUGCAAGAACUGAUGAGUUCUGCUCAGUUUCAGCAUUAUCCACGGCUUCUUGUCUCUCCCAAUUGCUAUUUUUAGGCCUACUGGCUAUAAAGCUGCAUGAGUCUAAACCAUCUGCUCUCAGUAAAUUGGCUGAUUCUUGUUGCUAUGCUGUGAAGCACUUGCAUAAAAGCAGUUUCUUAAAGCUGCAGUAUGUAGGAUUUAGGGGCAGAAAUAGAACCAUCUAUCAUCUGUGUGUUGUUCUGUACUCAUGAUCUUAGAUUGAGCCUUUCAUAUGUACAUGGGAGCGGGCCCCCUCAUGGAGACCGCCAUGUUCCACCACUAUCUUGAUACAGCAACCGAAAAAGCACAUAGUCACCCUGCCGCUCGCAUUUUGCAGAGUGGUCGGAAGGAAGGAAUUUUCUCUCGUAUACACUGUUUACUGGUUGCUAGUGCAGCUAACAAGUUUGGGAACCCUCAGGAGCAUCAAACAUGUUCCUUAUCAGAAAAGACAUCAAGGGAGCAUGAAUCUGCAGUCGGGAAACAAACACAGCUUAAUGCAGUCUGCAGCUUCGCCACUAGAUGGUACUAAAUCCUACACAGUGUAGCUUUUAGAUGCUGAAUUCAGUUUUACCUAAUAGCGUUUUUUUCACGAUGUUUGUUCGAAUAGAUGCUAAAACCCCUAGGAAUGAAAUUUUUCCUCUUUACAAUGACAUAUGUGCUCAAAGCAGACCACUCUGGCAUGUACGUUAAAUAUGUAUGAGUGUUUAUUUAGUGUCCUAAAUUCUGACAUAGAGCAUUUUAAUCUGCUUCAAAUGUUUAGUCUCAUUUAUUUUUAUGUAACUUUGGCAUUACAGCGUUAUUAAAGUUUUUUUCCACCCCCUUCCCAUCAUGCUUUGACUCAUAGCGUUAUUGUUAUCAGGACUGUGUGAACACAAAAUAAAAACAAUCCUUUGCAUUUAUUCACUGUUAAAUUGUAACACAGAAUAGGAAUUUGCUGAAUGGGCUUGCCGCUGUCUUUACCGCGUGAGAUGUAAUCGCCAAUUAUUCUUUAUUUACUUGAGCUGCUUUACAAAAAAAAAAAAGGCUGACCCUUUGUGACCUUUGUUGCCUUCUGUAAUUGUGUACUGUAUUUUCUUACUUCAGCUCCUCCGCUCAGUGCCGUGUGAGAAUCGUCUUUGAGCCUCGCUGGGUCAGACCUGGUCUUAUGUGCCGUGGGAUACUUUUCAUCUUUAUUUAAAAUGUUUUUUUUUUCUUUUUAAUAAGCGGGAACAGUGUGGUUUUGCACUUUUUAUAUUUCCACGACACACAUGUGACUUGUUCCCAGAUGUCCCGGUAUUUUAUUUGCUUCUUUAAACAACAAAAUAAAAAGUUUGAAAGAAGUCAA
Thalassophryne amazonica is the source of this 5559-nucleotide messenger RNA. RefSeq names its product elastin a (gene elna). The coding region runs from base 227 to 3715 and encodes 1162 amino acids. The transcript is spliced from 52 exons. The record is from RefSeq and is a predicted model, not a curated record. NCBI's taxonomy places the organism in Eukaryota, Metazoa, Chordata, Actinopteri, Batrachoidiformes, Batrachoididae. Gene Ontology annotation, molecular function: extracellular matrix structural constituent.